AUGGCUGAACCACGCGAAAGAACUUUCAUCAUGGUCAAACCAGACGGCGUACAAAGAGGACUCGUCGGCCAAAUUAUUGAAAGGUUCGAAAAGAAAGGUUUUAAGCUUGUAGGUCUUAAGUUUGUGUGGCCAUCUGAAGAGCUUUUACAGAAGCACUACAGCGACCUGGCAUCGCGACCAUUCUUCCCUGGUCUUGUGAAAUACAUGAGUUCCGGGCCUGUUGUACCCAUGGUAUGGGAAGGACUCAACGUAGUGAAGACCGGUCGUCAAAUGCUCGGAGCAACAAACCCAGCCGACUCUUUACCCGGUACCAUUCGUGGAGAUCUGUGCAUCGAAGUCGGACGUAACAUUAUCCACGGCUCUGACAGUGUUGACUCAGCUAACAAGGAAAUCAAUCUCUGGUUCACUGAAAAGGAACUCGUUGGAUGGAGCCCUGCUGCCGAAAACUGGAUCUAUGAAUAA
This is a messenger RNA of Danaus chrysippus (African queen), 462 nucleotides long. The record is from the annotation of a GenBank genome assembly. NCBI's taxonomy places the organism in Eukaryota, Metazoa, Arthropoda, Insecta, Lepidoptera, Nymphalidae.